This is a messenger RNA of Drosophila guanche, 677 nucleotides long. Its product is annotated as protein ELYS homolog. NCBI's taxonomy places the organism in Eukaryota, Metazoa, Arthropoda, Insecta, Diptera, Drosophilidae. The record is from RefSeq and is a predicted model, not a curated record. The coding region runs from base 184 to 591 and encodes 135 amino acids. Gene Ontology annotation, molecular function: protein binding. The transcript is spliced from 3 exons.
UUUGCAAAAAGGUAAACAAAACAAUAGAACUGCCUGAGAAGUGCAACCGUACGGAAUGCGGUUCUCACCUCUGGUCACACUCUGCUGCCAGCAAAAUAUAUUGCACUAGUACUAGGCUUUACUUAUUGUUUAGUGUGCACCUAGAUGUUAUGGUAAAAAUGGAUUGGUUCGAAAUGGAAGUAGAUGAGAAACGAAGCUCAAAGUGUUCAGACCACGACGACCGCACCGAUUAGCUUGGUGGACACCCGAAUCCGCCAGCGCACGCGCCUCCAAAACUUUGAUGGCUGCCUGGCGGUGGGCACCGAUUCGGGAGCUGUUCUACUCUGCGAUAUAAAACGCAGCGUUUUGAUUGCAAGUCGCGGUCAGAACCUAAGACUCCCAGAGAGGGAGAUCGCAUGUGGGCAGGUGAUCCGAAGACACUCCUCCGAGUGCUCCAUGGAGCAAAUAAACUUGGCAGUGGAGUUGGAUGUGGCCAAGGGCGAGGUGCGUUGUCUCAUUUGCGUUAAUUCCAUCACUGGCAUUGCCGUUGGCCUCAAGGAUGGCCGCAUUGUGAUCUACGAUCUGGAGAGUUUUCACAUUACCACAGUGUGAUACGUCCCCCGGUGGACUUGGCUUGCAGUGUGGAGCGACUCUGUGAUGUUGUGCCGCCAGAUGAUCCCAAGCCGUGCAUCUUCAUA